AUGGAAUUAGGCAAAUUUGGUGGGCUGCAGCUACCGUUGGGGGCUCCACUUCCCCACCCAAUGAGUGCUGAUCCAAAAUCUCCUCUUCCAGAGACCCCCCGCCUUGAGGGAGCUCUGCAUGGGAUAACUGAGGCUGUACAGGGACCGAGCAACACCACGGAUGGCGAUUUCUUAAAGCGAAAGGCCCCCGAGCACAUUGUCGUGGGAGAAAUUCGGCAAAAUUUGGACGACUUGAAAGCUGCAGUGCUGAGUUACUAUAGUAGGCUGUACUCUCUGGCUGGCCGCUCUAUCAAUGAGAGACUUGAUAGACUAGCAGCUCCCCCCUUCUCCAACAAAGCAAGCACUCGCCUACCUCUCGCUAGAGGUUCCCGCAGCACAUCAAAGAAGCACCAAGGACUUUCAGUUCCUCCCCCGGACACGUGCUUUGACUUUUUCGCGGAGGAACAUCAGGAUGGGGACCUGGUUUCAAAAGCCGAGGAUCCUUCCCUACAGAGGCGUUUCUAUGGCAUAUCCCAGCUCCCAGGGGAGAAAAUCGACAGGGAGAUGGUGGGACAUGACAACUUCCUGGGCCGGCAGCUCAAAGAAACCCGCGGAGGUCACAUAAAUGAGUUGCUAGGCGACUUGCGUUCUAAGUGCUCCGCAGCCACCAGCAGGCUCAACCUCAUUGGCGACCAACUGGAGAGAGAAUGUGAAGACCCAAACCUUAGAGAAUGGGAAUAUACAACACUACCACAGGUUCGCCGCAAACCUGACUUAGGCCGUGAUCCCCAGCUGCGACGCCAUUUAUUGACAUUGUAUCGGGACCUCUCCCACCAGUCCCAGACAAACCAGUUGAAGAUCAACGCUAUUCAGAGCAAACUGAAGGUGUUGAACCUUCACACACAAUCAGACAUGAUCAAACUCAAGUCUGAUCCCAGAAUUGCAUUCUAG
This is a messenger RNA of Cyclospora cayetanensis, 930 nucleotides long. RefSeq lists its product as uncharacterized. NCBI's taxonomy places the organism in Eukaryota, Apicomplexa, Conoidasida, Eucoccidiorida, Eimeriidae. The record is from RefSeq and is a predicted model, not a curated record. The transcript has 3 exons. The coding region runs from base 1 to 930 and encodes 309 amino acids.